CUUGUUCAAGAAAAUAUUUAAAAUUUUUGUAACGUGUCAUUGUGUCUUACGGCUACAUACAAAUCAUACGUUUCAAAAAGCUUGAUAAAACGCCGAAAAAGGGCUUAAAAACGGAAAAUAACAUAAAAUAGCCCGUUUUAUAAGAUUUUUCCCCCAAAUUUUUUGAUUUAUUUGUUAUUCUCACAUUGUUUCUUUACUGUUAGAGUCAAAGACAUAACACAAAAGUGUAGCAGGCAUCUAAAGUGCUCAGACUCUUUUAGAGUACUUUUUUCUUGCUAGGAAUCUUUUCAAAAUCAUCAAUUAGCACAAAUUUGACUAAAAUGACAGUUCGGAUGAUGGACGAUUUAGAAAUUUCUAAUAAAAUUCAGGGCCACGUAUAUGACAUCAAAACCAACAAGUUUUUCGUGAGUGCAAAAAAAAGUGUUGCUCGAAUCGUUCGAUUUCGCAGAGAAUCGGCCAUAUAUCUACGGUUUUUCUUUCCUUUCUCUCUAUCCGCCUCUCUAUCUCUGCAUUCGCGUGCACGCUCGUAUCACCUUUCAGCUUGUUCUUCUUUGAGAUCAUUUUUGUUUGUGACAGAAGCGCCUGUGUUACUCGAAUAUAUUAUAUACGUAUACCAUAUAGCGAGCUCGCGCGCGCGUAAAGAGAAACACCGUCUAAAGCCACACGCCUGACGAAAUAAAAAGAAGAAGAAAAAUAGACGAGAGCGAAAUUGAGUGGGCUUGCUGUUACUAUUUCGCUCUCGAGUGCUUAAAAAUAAUGAGUACGCUUAGAUUUGCCAAAGCGCUAACGCGUUACACUUCGGCGAGGGGGAAAAAAGUUAUUCCCUACUCGAGCCACAAUCGAGACUCGGUGCGGCUACAAUCUCCGCGGUGCAUUCUAUGUAAUACGCCUCAAAGAGACCGUAUUCAUCCAAUUUGCUUAUUAAUUUGCUGCUUUUGUUUGAUGAAAUUUGUCUAGUUUUUUCCCCAACUGCGUGUCUCGUAUACAUCUACGUACUUAUUCCACGAAUGACGAUUGCCGCAAUUUUUUUUAAUUAACGCUACCUAUACUUGUACUGAUCAAAGAAAUUGUUACCUCAUAAUUAUCAUCAAAUGAGACAUUAUGUUUUUAAUAAUUCACUACACUAAUUGCAUCGUGAGCAUUGCGUAGAAUUAUCAAUCCAAGCUUCUGACAAGCUCAUAGGUCUAUAACUUGAAGAUUCAAUCGCUACGUUUUAUAAUGAUGAAUAAAACGAUACAAAAUUGUUUUAAUGUAGUUUCAACAGUUUACAAUGGUAUGAACAAUUGAUCUACUACUUAAAUGAUUUGUAAUUUGAAGAUUUGGAUUCAGAUCAACAGAGUACAUCGAAAUACAUCAUUCGCUACAUGGAACCUCCUUAUCGCCUAUAGACUAUUUAUCAAGGAUUACCUUACUCGAAGCGAUUAUAAGAUAAAAUUUCCCCUUCUCAAAGAAGGUGCGCUCUCCAAAAUUAUUUUAAUGUACUGAAUGAAAUUCAGGAGAUGAGAUAUGCAGACUUUCUUCUUAGAGUCAGUGCAGUACUCACAGCCUUCCGUAACACACAGACAGUCCGUGUUCGUGGACUCAGCGACUCGAGGCGGCACACGCAACACCGACUCGCGUGUGUUCAAAAGUAUGUAGAAUUUACUCCCGCUAAGCCGAUUUUUGGGAUUUUCUAUUCACCUAUCUACGCGUUGGCUUUCCAUCAAGCAACGACAACAGCAUCAAGAGCAACGAGUACUUUGAAACAAGCGAACAAAUACGCAGCUCAUACUCGGUACCAAGUUUAGAUUCAAUCACAAAUGGAGAACUUCGAGACUAUAGAUCAGAUUGAUGACUACCACGACAAACUAGUGCGAGAGUAUGAAGAGUUCCGUAAAAAGCAUCCAGCAUACCAAGCGUGGAAGUUGGCGUUACCGAAUGGUGGCAAAGCGAUCGGCAUCAAUCCGGCUGACGCUCCGGCCGCUCCGACAUUAGCGUCCGCCGACGUAGAGGCCGCCAAGGUCAACGAGGACAACGAGGACGAGGAGUUGUCGAUUACUAAAACAAAAUGCGGGAGGGCGUUUUGUAACUGGUUCAUUGCCGUGAUGUUCAUUUUCUUUAUGUCAAUUUUAAUAUACGCUAGUUACUUGUGGCCUCCAGUCUUGAUCAUAAUGGUCUCAGCCAUCUUGACCUGUUAUGUAUGUGAAAGAUGUUUUGAAUGUAUGCAUAGAGACAAAUUGAAAAAAAUUGACAUGUCUGGAUAAUUUUACAGAAAUUAGGUGAGGCACAAUUAAGGACGUAGUUUAUAGUAUACAUACGCAUGAGCUGUAUAAGUAGCAGCGUUGUCAUAGAGAUGUAGAUACAAAUGGCGGUCGAUCAGCUGAUUAUGGGUCCGUUCAGCGGGUCCGUUUUAUCUGUAGAUAAAUAUUUUAGAUUAAUAAAAAAUUGCACAUUUUCAAUGUUGCCGUGUAAUAGCUGUCUUGGAUGGAAUUUCCACGAUGAAUAGUAAAGCUGUUGAAUUCAUAGCGCGUACUUCUUACUUAAUUGCUAUACUUUGUCAUCUCGUAAUUAAGAUAAUAUAAUACAUUAAUCUAAGUUGACUACAGUGCCUCUGUCGAUUAGACACAGCUGAUCAUCUGUAAAUCGGUCAUUUGUAUCUAUAGCUCAUUACAACGCUGAUAAGACUUAUCCGCCUCGAGUUGAUACUAGCGAUCAGUAUAAGACUGAUUUUAGAUGCAUAUAGCAACCGUGACUUAUAUUAUACAGAGCAGACGAAACGACGCAGUAUUUUUUUUUAUUCGACAGCAAAAUCAACGAUUGAUGGGUAGCUGCUAUUAUUAACGAGUAGUAUAUACUCGGUGCAUAGCGAGUAGCUGCUACUGAAUGAACGAAAUAUGUAACUGGCACUCGAUAAAUCGAGCUCUCAACGAGUAAAAGAUACGCCUACUCACAUAAUCUCAACUCAAACACGUCGAGUAGCAGAAACUUGUAGGAAUUACAGCCAACACUCGAUUCUUUUUUCAGAGAUUGAAACUUCACGUAAGCUUAAUCUGUAGGUUAGUAGAAUAGAUGCGAUGGUUAUAAUGAAAACUUUAAUAAACUUUUAUGAAACUUUUUGAUUUCAUGGUAGGACAGAAAUUUAGGUACAUAAUUUUAUGUAGAAAAAUUGAUUAACUUCAUUUGUAAUUUAAUAAUAUAAAAAUAUAUUAUAAGGCUAAUUUAAGCAAUUUUGAAAGAUCUAAUUUAGAAAACAACAAAAUAAAGACAUACGUUAAACUUUA
Messenger RNA from Trichogramma pretiosum, 3260 nucleotides. RefSeq lists its product as uncharacterized. The record is from RefSeq and is a predicted model, not a curated record. The coding region runs from base 1800 to 2243 and encodes 147 amino acids. The transcript has 2 exons. NCBI's taxonomy places the organism in Eukaryota, Metazoa, Arthropoda, Insecta, Hymenoptera, Trichogrammatidae.